AUGAGACAUAUCCUGCCUUCGAGGCCUCUCAUACCCUUCCGCGCAUACCAUUCUCGCACCAUGUCUGCGGAUACUAAACCAAAGCGACCGCCCUUGACCCAUUUUCUAUGCCUCCCGCUUGUCAACGACGUUUCUCUCCCGCAGCUCGAGUGCUCAUUAGCUGCCUUUAAAGCUUCAAUCCCACAAGCUCCUGCAAGAUCGGACCUAACAGAACAGCAGCGCCGCUAUCAACAGCCACGUCCGCUUAUCCCAGACGAUGCUAUUCGUCCUGUUGGUACUCUCCAUCUUACACUGGGAGUAAUGAGCCUCCCGACGCCGGAGCGACUCAACGAGGCGCUCGAAUUCUUCCAAUCUCUAGAUCUACCUAGCCUAUUGCGCGCGGCGGGAGAGAUUGCUGCGCAAAAGAAGUUACCGGAGGCGACCACCACGAACGGAACGCCCAUAGACAGCGCGACUAAUACUGCUGAAGUUCUCAUAAAAUCGUCAAUUGAUGAACACUCCCAGUGCGGGUCAACUUCGCCCGAACCGUUUGUCAUCUCGUUAGAAUCUCUACAUGCGCUUCCCCGCGCACGCUCCGCAACAAUCCUACACGCCGCCCCCGUGGACCCCACCUCCAGACUCUAUCCGUUCUGUGAAGCGCUCAGGGAGAAAUUCCAGGAAGCUGGCUUCAUGCAGAAGGAGUACCAAAGGGGAAGCGCAACGAAGCCUCGCUCGCUUCUCUUGCAUGCGACAAUCGCGAACACAAUAUACAUUCGUGGGAGAAAGCGCAACACAGGCGGUCACGGAAAGGGCCGGCGGCCAAGCCAGUAUACUUUUGACGCGAGGGAUAUUGUAUUCCACUAUAGGAAUUUUUAUCUAGAUAGCGACAGGACGGUCGCGCGGUCCAGUGCUGUCACUACUAGUGGUGAUAACUAUACGGACAGGGACGGUGCCGAAAGCCACUCGGAAGAUGAGGGUGCGUCUGCUCCACCAACGUCGGACGACACCUACCCAAGCUACCCGUUCAUCUGGGCGAGGAACCUCCCCAUCGAAAGUGUCUGCAUCUGUGAAAUGGGCGCGAAAAAGCUUGAUCCUGAUGCGGAUGAGAAUGGGAUGAAUGCUAGGCUGAAGGAGAAGUACGCUGCCGUUGCGGAGCGAAGCCUGACCCCUGGUAGAGGCAAUUGCUAG
Messenger RNA from Aspergillus calidoustus, 1167 nucleotides. Lineage: Eukaryota; Fungi; Ascomycota; Eurotiomycetes; Eurotiales; Aspergillaceae. The record is from the annotation of a GenBank genome assembly.